CGUAGUGUUUGUGAUUGUGUUUUCACGAGGGACGGCCAACGGAGCCAAAAUGGCAUCCCUGGCAAAAGUCAUGAAUAUUUCGAGGGCGAUAAACAAUGUUUCGAAACUUUUUACAAACUUAACAAUAUCGCCAAAUAUUAAAUGCACGUCAGUACUGGUGUCGCAAUUAAGGGUACCUCGUUAUGGUUGCGCAUAUGUUCAUACUACACCAAGGCGAAGAGCUCUGAUGGAAUUCUUUGAUGAUGCAAAGAAUUGGGGCGAAUUCGACGUGAAAGUUGGACGAGCUUGGAGGAAGGAUGAAUUAAGAAUUAAAAGUAACGAGGAUCUCCACAAAUUAUGGUUUGUUCUACUGAAAGAACGCAACAUGCUUUUAACAAUGGAACAUGCUGCCAAGAAAGAUCUUGAGAUCUUACCAAACCCAGAACGAAAAUAUAAAGUUGAAGAAAGCAUGAGUAAUCUGGAAACAGUUGUCCGUGAAAGAAAUAAAGCUUACCAUCUCCUUGAAACUGGCGAGGACGGCGAGCGUCCUGGAAAAUUAGUUCACAAUCAACUAGGCAUGAUGUAUUAUUACCGUAUGUGUGAACACACCAUUCCCAAAUUUAUGAACAACAAAUGGAGACAAAAGUACAAGUUUGGGUAUAGCGGCAAUGCAGUUCACAAAUUCCGUAAACUUUACAGAGAAAAGUUAUGGAAUGAAAAACGCAAGGCUAGAAACCGCGACCGUAAUCAUGUAAUGCAUCUCAUGAAACGAUUCCCCAACUUGGAUCUAGAGGCUGUAAAAGAACAGUAUCCUGAUGUUGACAUCGAGAACCUUAAAUCGCAGAAAAAAGCACGGGGACACUUCGUGCCUCAGUAAUCGCGUAAUGGUGUAGAUAAUUUGGCAAUAUUAUUGUAAAUAAAAGUUUGGAAAUAAAUGGUCAUCCAGCGAA
This is a messenger RNA of Neodiprion fabricii, 929 nucleotides long. It is a transcript of the gene mRpL47, whose product is annotated as 39S ribosomal protein L47, mitochondrial. Gene Ontology annotation, molecular function: structural constituent of ribosome. The transcript is spliced from 5 exons. Gene Ontology annotation, cellular component: mitochondrial large ribosomal subunit; mitochondrial ribosome. Lineage: Eukaryota; Metazoa; Arthropoda; Insecta; Hymenoptera; Diprionidae. The record is from RefSeq and is a predicted model, not a curated record. Bases 50 to 856 code for a protein of 268 amino acids. Gene Ontology annotation, biological process: mitochondrial translation.